AUGGCGACUUACAAGUUGACUCCUGCUCUCAUGGCAGGUAGCCUACUCUUGGGACUAGUACUUGCCCUAGGCCAUCACUUCUACUACGAUCAUCUCGAUGGAAGAAUCGUCCAGAGUCAGAACCAGCAACAGUGGUUCUUACGUCUAGGCACAGGACUGGCAUUCUUAGUAAGAGCCUUUUUAUCUGCAGCCGUGGGUAUAGCCUAUACGCAGAUAUUAUGGAGAACUCUAAGAUCAAAACCUGUCACUGUUGGUGGAGUUAACUCGCUUUUCGGCGUUGUGCAUAAUGCCUGGGACUUUGUCACUUUGGAACUUUGGACUGCUGCACCUGCACUAGCCGUGGUGGCUAUUAUUGCAUGGGCUCUUCCGCUUGUCGCAGUUAUCGCUCCGGCUACACUGACUGUCAAAGUCUCGUCAGAACCAAACAUCACAGUCCUUGAGGCCCCCAUACCAAUUCCAGAUUAUAGCACCUUGGAAACCUUUGGCAAGUGGACAGGUAUCAACGGAGGAGGCAGUCUGAUUCCCUCAACCUAUGUCUCCAGACUACUGUUAUCAGUUGUGUCUCUGGGCUCAAUCCUGACCUUUCCUGCACCCUUUCCUAAUUCUUCAUAUGCACUUGACUUUUAUGGUCCAACACUAUCAUGCGGCAUCCCUAGAAACAAGACAUUCUCAGAGGAAGUUGGAAAGAUGAUUUUGAAUAGCACCUGGAGUGCAGAUCCAUACGCCUUUGUCGGGUUCGUGCCGUCGUCUACGAGUGGUAGCAAUUAUAUUACCAACGGAAUUGAUGAGGAGUAUGCUUUGAAUGGUCUAGCUACUGCAGUUAACAGCUCUCUAGUGGCAAAAGCUGCGUUUUUGGAUCAGACGGGUGGAAACACAAGCGCAGCAAAGUUUUAUGUGGCUGUGCCAAAUGAAUUGUCGCCCCGUGCGAACAAGUCUAUCGAAUGCCAACUUUACAACUCUUCCUUUGCGCUCAACUUUACGUUCAACAACGGCCAGCAAAAUGUUCGUUAUAAAACUAAAAAGAUCAAUCCUGUGGCGUCGUUCGAUACCAAGAUUUGUCGUGACAUGGACCCUGAUUAUUGCAGCGCUACGCACGCUUACAUAUCCAUCAUGGCCACCGUCGGUCAGUUCCUUAUUGGUACUCUCACCAGGUCUCACUACGGCAGCUUGUUUUCUACUCAGACGCAGAUUAGAAGUUCUGUUUUGAUGGAUACAAAAGAGAUGCAAGCUUUGAACCAAGACACGCCCGAGUCUAUGAUUGGAAAUAUUUCCAUGUCUGACGCGCUGGAGGACCUGUUUACAAACGUUACGAUAAGCCUCUUCAGCAAUACAAGGCUUCUACAAAACAGCACUGCCGCAUCCCGUGGUCCAAUUACAUAUUCAUCUGCCCAAAACGCGUUCCAGUAUGAACCUCGAAACCUUUUCAUCGCAUACGGCACAGGUCUCCUUCUUUCUUCAGUUAUUGUUAUCUUUGGAUUGUUAUGUAUCAAGUCUGCCUCUGCAUCCUACGAGACUUGCUUUUCAACUAUCCUUAGAACUACGAGAAACCCUGACCUCGACACUAUUGUUCCUGCAGCAGAGACUACAGGAGCAGAACCUCUGUCGAAACAGCUAAGCAAUGUUCGUCUUGUGUUAAGAAGACAAGGAGGGGGACUUGAGAGUAGUGAUGGUGAAAAGGUCACAUACUUCGCCGUGGAAUCCAAGUCCGAUGUUGUGAAUAAGGAACAAUCGAAUUCUCCGGCAGAGUCUUUGUUACAGCAGAAUAAAGCAAUCGUCCACACGCAUACGAGUGCUCAAGGGUCGACAGUGGGUAAUGAGAACGAAUCACCGUUUCUUACCUCUACAAACGACGAAGUGUCGCCCGUGAGCAACGGCAUUGAACGCGCAUCACCGUGGGAAAGGAAUGAAGGGCGGAAUAUCGAAAUGUCUAAUUACCGGGAGGAAGUAAGGAGGGACUGA
Fusarium poae is the source of this 1959-nucleotide messenger RNA. RefSeq lists its product as uncharacterized. The transcript has 3 exons. The coding region runs from base 1 to 1959 and encodes 652 amino acids. The record is from RefSeq and is a predicted model, not a curated record. Lineage: Eukaryota; Fungi; Ascomycota; Sordariomycetes; Hypocreales; Nectriaceae.